GUACCAGUUCUAUUGUUAGUGUCGCGGAAGAGGAAUAAGUGAUAAAAUGCGUGGACUCCAAGUUUGUUUAUUAUUGGCUUUAUGCGCUGCAGUCAAAACAGGGUACAUAGGUUACACUACUAAUAACUAUGGAGGCUACAAGGUUUAUCCUGCUUAUGUUGUUCAUGGACACAGUGGAUACACCGGAGGCCUUCAUGAAGAAUAUAAUGCGUAUCCUAAAUAUGCCUACGAUUAUUCAGUAAACGACCCCCACACCGGUGACCAUAAAACACAGUGGGAGACCCGUGAUGGGGACGUUGUUAAAGGCGCCUACUCUUUUGUUGAGGCAGACGGCACAACUCGUAUAGUGGAGUACACAGCUGACAAACACAAUGGUUUCAAUGCGGUUGUCAAGCGAAUAGGCCACGCUCGCCAUCCUCAAGUUAACAAAUACUAUAAUGGAGCUGGACAUUAUGUAUACCAUUAAAUGAUAUUAUAAUGUUAUGAAGUAUAUUUAAAUGGACAAAUUUAUGACAGCACGGCACAAGCAACUGUGAUAGUAUUGAAAACUAAUACUGUAAAUAUUUAAUAUUUUGAACGGUAUCACAAAUUGUUUUUGUACCUUUAUAUAAGCUACAAAAUAGCCAAUAAUUUAUUUUAUUGUUUAAAAAUGAAAUAUACAAUUUUAAGAUA
Molecule: messenger RNA, 672 nt
Organism: Melitaea cinxia (Glanville fritillary)
Lineage: Eukaryota; Metazoa; Arthropoda; Insecta; Lepidoptera; Nymphalidae
Gene: CPR126
Product: cuticle protein 19-like
Exons: 4
Coding region: 47-466 (139 amino acids)
Cellular component (GO): extracellular matrix
Source: RefSeq, a predicted model, not a curated record